This is a messenger RNA of Juglans microcarpa x Juglans regia, 942 nucleotides long. RefSeq names its product alpha-1,3-mannosyl-glycoprotein 2-beta-N-acetylglucosaminyltransferase-like. Bases 1 to 909 code for a protein of 302 amino acids. The record is from RefSeq and is a predicted model, not a curated record. Gene Ontology annotation, molecular function: alpha-1,3-mannosylglycoprotein 2-beta-N-acetylglucosaminyltransferase activity. Gene Ontology annotation, cellular component: Golgi apparatus. The transcript has 13 exons. NCBI's taxonomy places the organism in Eukaryota, Viridiplantae, Streptophyta, Magnoliopsida, Fagales, Juglandaceae.
AUGGCAAACGUAGUCUGCGAUUAUCGGUUCCUUCUCCUCGCUGCAGUCGUGGCAUUCAUCUACAUCCAGGUGCGGCUGUUCGCUACCCAAUUGAUAUCUGCUGACCGCCUUGCUGCCGCGGUUGAAUCAGAGAACGACUGUACGAGUCAAAUGCGAUCACUAAUUGAUCAAAUGAGCAUGCAACAAGGAAGAAUUGUUGCACUUGAAGGUGGGACAGGAAACGCCAAGGACAAGUGUGGACAACCGAAGGUCCUUGUUAAAGAACUUGAAAGGAAAGGCCUGCAGGAAUUGACUGAUAAAGUACAGGUCCCAGUGGCAGCAGUUGUUAUUAUGGCAUGCAAUCGGGCUGAUUAUCUAGAGAGGACAAUUAAGUCUGUCUUAAAAUAUCAAAGUUCCGUUGCUUUGAAGUAUCCUCUUUUUGUAUCUCAGGAUGGAUCAGCUCCUGAUGUUAAAAGUAAGGCUUUGAGUUAUGAUCAGCUAACAUAUAUGCAGCACUUGGAUUAUAAACCAGUGCAAACUGAACGCGAUGGAGAGUUGGUUGCAUACUACAAAAUUGCCCGUCAUUACAAAUGGGCAUUGGAUGAAUUAUUCUACAAGCAUAACUUCAGCCGUGUAAUCAUACUUGAAGAUGAUAUGGAAAUUUCCCCCGACUUUUUUUAUUACUUUGAGGCUACAGCAACUCUACUUGACAAGGAUAAGUCCAUUAUGGCUGUUUCCUCUUGGAAUGACAAUGGACAAAAACAGUUCGUGCAUGAUCCUCAUGCACUCUAUCGUUCGGAUUUCUUUCCCGGACUUGGGUGGAUGCUUGCCAGAUCUACAUGGGAUGAGCUAUCUCCAAAAUGGCCAAGUGCAUAUCCUUGUUGGUUUGGUAUAUUUGUGUGCUUGGAUCUGACUAUCCAUGCAUAUUGAUGUGUGACUUUUUAUCAUUUGCGUUAACAAAAC